UUAAAACUAAGGGUAGCUGGGGAAGGAAAUCAUUUCCUCUUUGGAUUACCAAGCAAGAACAGCUAAAAUGAAGGCCGUCACUGAUCUUACUCUUCUUGCUCUCCUUUUUGUAAACUCAGCCACCAGCCAAGCCAACUUAACUACUGCUUUAUCAGCUACAGAAAAUGCAACUGCUCUUCCUGGAGUAGCUACAACUGAUGCCAAUGAAACUGAUUUCACUGAAAUUGUUAGCACAACAACUACACAUUCUUCCUCAACAGCUCUUUCAUCUACCUCCCCCAUAAUUGAUACAAAUAGUUCCUUCACAAUUCCUACACCUGGUAUUACAGGCGGUGAGUCAACCACAAGUACAGAUUUACUAAGUACCUCUGACAUAGUUUUUUCAUCUACAAGUGAUGUAUUCACCACAAUGGUCACUUCUAAAACACAAAGUAACAACGAAGUGUCCCCCUCCACAAAAGACAGUCAAUCACCAGGGCCUUCCACUAGCACCACUUCACUGGAGACCAGCAACCUAAACACUACAGGUCCCAGCAAUCCUUGCCAAGAUGAUCCCUGUGCAGAUAAUUCGUUAUGUGUUGGGCUGCAUAAUACACGUUUUUGCCUGUGUUUAGAAGGGUAUUACUACAACUCUUCUACAUGUAAGAAAGGAAAGGUAUUCCCUGGGACGAUUUCAGUGGAAGUUUCAGAAACAUUUAACUCAGAAGAGAAAAAUUCUGUGGCCUAUCAAGACUUCUAUAGUGAUAUUACUAGCUUCUUUGAAAAUGUAUUUGGCACAUCUGUUUAUGGACAAACUGUAAUUCUUGCUGUAAGCACACCUCCGUCAGCAAGAUCUGAAAUGCGUGCUGGUGACAAGGUUGUUAAUGUAGCAAUAGUAACAAUUUUGACAGAAACCACAAAUGAAAAUGAGACGAGUGUGGCUAAUAUAAUUGAUAAAGCAAUUAGAAAUAACCCAAGAAACAUUAAAGGCUAUAGUUUGGUCCUUCGGUGUGAUUAUUACGGUUGUAAUGAGGACGGGAAUGGAUGCAUCAAUAGUUUAGCAUGUGAAUGCAAAUCUGACCUGAUAAGGCCUAACCCACAGAGCACUUUCUGUGUUGCUUCCAGUCUAAAGUGUCCUGAUACCUGCAACGCAGAGCACAAGCAAUGCUUAGUAAAGAAGACCGGCGCAGACCCUGAGUGUGUGUGCGUGCCUGGCUACCAGGAAGAUGCUAAUGGGAACUGCCAAAAGUGUGCAUUUGGCUACAGUGGACUCAACUGUGAGGACAAUUUUCAGCUGAUCCUCACUAUUGUGGGCACCAUCGCUGGCAUUGUCAUUCUCAGCAUGAUAAUUGCAUUGAUCUUCACAGCAAGAUCAAAUAACAAAAAGAAGGAUAUUGAAACAGAGAACUUGAUUGAGGAAGACUUUCAAAAUCUACGACUGCAGUCAACAGGCUUCAGCAAUCUUGGAGCAGAAGGGAACAUCUUUCCUAAGGUCAGGAUAACGGCCUCCAAAGACAGCCAUAUGCACAAUCCCUAUGCCAGCCACAGCAACGUGCCCCGCCCUGACUAUUAGAAUCAUAAAAAUGUGGAACCCACCGUGGCCCCCCACCCACUGUACAAGCUAUUAUUCUGAGUGUUUAGAAAGACUGAUGGAGAAGUGAGUACCAGUAAAGAUCUGGCCUCCAGGGUUUUUCUUCCACCUGACAUCUGCCAGCCUCUCUGAACGGAAGUUGUGAAUGUUUGCAAUGAAUACAGCUCGCUUGCUAAAUAAGAGUCUGUGACAUUAUAUAUAGUAGAUGCUAUUA
Molecule: messenger RNA, 1784 nt
Organism: Cebus imitator (Panamanian white-faced capuchin)
Lineage: Eukaryota; Metazoa; Chordata; Mammalia; Primates; Cebidae
Gene: MUC13
Product: mucin 13, cell surface associated
Exons: 12
Coding region: 68-1552 (494 amino acids)
Source: RefSeq, a predicted model, not a curated record